AUGACGCAAAAGAAGUUGCAGCACCGUGUAGAAGAAGAAGAAGAAGAAGAAGAAGAUAACAGCGCGUAUGGGUUCUACAAGCGGUUGGAGAGGCAGAGCCGAGUGAUGAAGAGCAAUCUGACUGACAACGUAAGAGCCAUUAUGGUCGACUGGUUGACGGAAGUGCAUGCCUUCCUCGGUUACGGGCCGGAAACUCUUUUUCUCGCCGUCAACGUCGUCGACCGCUUUGUCUCCCUCUCCCUGGAGGUGUUGUCCAUGGCUGAGUUAAAGCUUCUGGGUAUGGCGGCGCUCGUCAUUGCGUUCUCACUCUCACCUCUUUAUCCAAAUUACAUGCUACUAAUUGAAUACCUCGUAAUAUGGGGAAUGAGGGAAGAUUUCUAG
Messenger RNA from Corylus avellana, 381 nucleotides. NCBI's taxonomy places the organism in Eukaryota, Viridiplantae, Streptophyta, Magnoliopsida, Fagales, Betulaceae. The record is from RefSeq and is a predicted model, not a curated record.